UUUCAAACCAAUAGCUCUCGGCAAAAUAUGGCUAAAAGCUCAAACCUAUUGGUACUCGCUUCGCGAGUAGUUAAGUCUUGUUUAGCUGACUUGUUCGUAACACAAAGUGCUUGGCGCAAACUUCGUAUCCAAAACAUCAAUACUCCUUAUGAAAAACAUCACAUCGUAUUACAUCCAUCAUCACUUCUCUCGAAAAACACGAAUAUUACUC
Messenger RNA from Amoebophrya sp. A25, 211 nucleotides. Lineage: Eukaryota; Dinophyceae; Syndiniales; Amoebophryaceae. The record is from the annotation of a GenBank genome assembly.